AAUCCUACCGGUGAUAGCAAAAAAGGCCCAAUCCACUUGCAGGUUUUCCUUCUCUGAGGAUAAAGUUAUGGCUGAAAUGGGUGAUAGAAACGUAAAUAAAAUAACUACUAUUCAGCAAGCAAUAGCAUCUUGUUUUGGAGCUAUAAUUACAUCAUUUUUUGUAGCUCCUCUUGAUGUCGUCAAAAUUCGAUUGCAAGCCCAAAGCAAUCCAUUCUCCAAAGGAAAGUGUUUUGUAUACUCCAAUGGCCUUAUGGAUCAUAUAUGUAUUUGUGAGAAUGGGGACAGCAAAGCCUGGUAUAAAAAACCUGGGCAUUUCAAAGGGACAUUGGAUGCUUUUGUAAAAAUCGUUCAAAUGGAAGGAAUUAAAUCACUGUGGAGUGGACUUGCCCCAACACUAAUAAUGGCACUUCCUACCACUGUAGUUUAUUUUACAUGCUAUGACCAACUGAGUGAAGCUCUGAAGUCUAGACUAGGAAAAGAUGAUGACCACAUUCCAGUUCUUGCAGGCUCCUUAAGUAGAUUCGGCUGCGUGACUCUCGCGAGCCCCCUGGAGCUGCUCCGGACGCGGAUGCGGUCCCGCCCGUUGUCCUACCGGCAGCUCCACCUGUGCGUGCGCAGCGAGGUGGYCCGCCACGGCUGGCUUUCCCUGUGGAGAGGCUGGAGCUCCACCGUGCUCAGGGAUGUGCCUUUCUCAGCAAUAUAUUGGUAUAAUUAUGAACGUUUCAAGAAGAUGAUGUGCAAGAAAGUUGGUGCACAUGAAUCAACAUUCCUUAUUGCUUUCACUUCAGGAGCAGCAUCUGGCUCUAUUGCAGCUGUYAUAACUCUACCAUUUGAUGUAGUGAAAACACAUAGGCAGACUGAACUUUGGGAGAGUGAGACCUUAAAAAUUCCCCAGAGGAGCAGUACGUCGGUGUGGGCAGUUCUGAGGAGAAUUGUCGCUGAAAAUGGAGUCGCUGGAUUAUUUGCUGGUUUGGUGCCACGGCUCGUUAAAGUCGCUCCGGCUUGCGCCAUCAUGAUCAGCACCUACGAAUACGGGAAGACUUUCUUCCGUCACUUAAAUGAGAGAGAGAACCAGCAGCCUUAGUGCUCCAUCCUCUGGCCUUGUGCAGUCCAAGGAGAUGGCGAAAGUUGUGCCAAAUAUCCAGGCAACUGCAGCUACAGUUGGAUUUGGUAACUAAACACAACCUCAUUUCACAACUCUUU
Molecule: messenger RNA, 1203 nt
Organism: Nothoprocta perdicaria
Lineage: Eukaryota; Metazoa; Chordata; Aves; Tinamiformes; Tinamidae
Gene: SLC25A40
Product: solute carrier family 25 member 40
Exons: 11
Coding region: 68-1084 (338 amino acids)
Biological process (GO): mitochondrial transmembrane transport
Source: RefSeq, a predicted model, not a curated record